AUGUCAUUCAUGGAGCCCUUCCGCAUUAAGACUGUAGAACACUUGCCAAACCCAACCAGGGAAGAACGAUUGAAACUUCUCCAUGAAAGCGGUUACAAUCCAUUCCAGGUCAAGGACAAGUAUGUAACCUUUGACCUAUGGACUGAUUCCGGCACUGCAGCGAUGAGCCACCACCAAUGGGCUGCAAUGUUAGAAACAAGCGAAGGUUGCAUCAGUCCCGACAGCUUCGACACUUUCGCUGACACCAUCAACCGUUUAACGGGGUUCCCACACAUCCUACCCGUCCACCAGGGCAGAGCAGCCGAACAUAUUCUCUUCUCGGUUCUAGCUGAACCAGGUUCCACUGUAUUCAGUAACACAAUGUAUAUCACAGGCCGUGCAAAUGCCGAGCUCAACGGAGCCGUAGUUGUUGAUGUUCCCUCCCAGCAAGUAGAAGGUGGAGACUUCAAUGGAGAUCUUGACUGUGUACGAUUACAAGAAGAGCUCAGGAGGGUGGAUGUCGGCAAAUCUAUGGUUGUCAUGACCCUGACCAGCAAUAAUCAAGCUGGACAGCCAGUAUCCAUGGCAAACAUCAAACAUGUUUCUGAAAUAUGCAAGACGCAUGAUGUCUCCCUGUUUAUGGACGGGUGUCGUUUUGCAGAAAAUGCAUACUUCAUCAAAACACGAACCAAGGUGUAUCGGGAUGUUUCAGCAAGAGACAUAGCUCUGGAGAUGUUUUCUCACUUCGAUGGGAUGUAUAUGUCCGCUAAAAAGGAUGGGUUAUGUAACAUUGGUGGAUUUUUCGCCACUCGCCUCUCUGACGUAUAUGGACAAUUCAAAAGGCGAAUGACCUACACUGAGGGGAAUCCGAGCUAUGGUGGAUUAUCUAGCAGGGACCUGGAAGCUGUGGCUGUAGGUCUCUGGGAAGGAACGGAUGACAGGUAUCUGAAGUACAGAAUUGAAAUCUUGGCCAUGUUUGGUGACAUCUUGAAGAAAGCCGGUGUCCCAAUAGUUGAGCCAGUAGGAAGCGCCAUCUACAUCAACGCUGCUAGAUGUUUGCCGCACAUUCCCACAGAGCAGUAUCCGGCGUGGGCCCUGCACUGUGCCCUGUACAUAGAGGGUGGUAUACGAUGUUCACAUGUCCACGACGUCUUGAAAGUCGACAGCACCAACAAACGUGAGGAUCCUCAACCACAGCACUUCAUCAGACUCAGCAUUCCAAGGAGAACGUACACUUUGUCUCAUCUCAUUCAUAUCGGAGAUAUCUUCAAGAACGUCCUGGAGAAAAGGGGAAGUAUUUCUGGGUUUUGCAUCAAGAACUCUUCGGGUCAUUAUUUCUCAGCUGUCAUGGAGCCCGUGAGGAAAUGUUUUGUUGGAUAG
Haliotis rubra (blacklip abalone) is the source of this 1359-nucleotide messenger RNA. Its product is annotated as tryptophanase-like. Gene Ontology annotation, molecular function: lyase activity. The record is from RefSeq and is a predicted model, not a curated record. Bases 1 to 1359 code for a protein of 452 amino acids. NCBI's taxonomy places the organism in Eukaryota, Metazoa, Mollusca, Gastropoda, Lepetellida, Haliotidae. Gene Ontology annotation, biological process: amino acid metabolic process. The transcript has a single exon.